Antechinus flavipes (yellow-footed antechinus) is the source of this 4545-nucleotide messenger RNA. RefSeq names its product P2X purinoceptor 7-like. Lineage: Eukaryota; Metazoa; Chordata; Mammalia; Dasyuromorphia; Dasyuridae. Bases 893 to 2824 code for a protein of 643 amino acids. Gene Ontology annotation, cellular component: plasma membrane; nuclear inner membrane. Gene Ontology annotation, molecular function: purinergic nucleotide receptor activity; ATP binding; extracellularly ATP-gated monoatomic cation channel activity. Gene Ontology annotation, biological process: response to ATP; monoatomic cation transmembrane transport. The transcript has 13 exons. The record is from RefSeq and is a predicted model, not a curated record.
GUCAUGGGGAAAGGGAAGAAAAUUGGAAGUACAGGGUUUUGCAAAGGCUAAUGUUGAAUAAUUGUCCACGCAUAUGUUUUGAAAAAUAAAAGGCUUUAAUAAAGAAAAAAAUUAAAAUUAAAUUACCAUAUCUUUGCAGCUGGCUCCAGUACACCCCUGCCUAUUUCCCUUAACUCCCCCCUCUCUUACAAGUUCCUGUUUGUGUUGCCUUCCCCAUGAGAAUGUAAUCUCUUUGAGGGCAGGGAUUAACUUGCUUCCUUUUGUUUUUGUCCUUGAUGUUUACCACAGUACCUGUCAUAUUGUAAGUUCUUAAUAAAGGAUUUAUCUAUCAAUCUAUCUAUCCAUCUAACAUCUCUCUUCCUCUCUAAUUUUUCUUCUUCUUUCUUUCCUCUCUCUUUAGCCAUCCAUUUUUUCUCACUCAUCUAUCCAUUUAUUUCUUUCCUUCCCUCCCUGUCUCUCUCUCUGUCUGUGUGUGAUGUGUUUCUCUCCCUAUCUCUGUCUCUUUCUAUCUCUCUCUCUCAUAUAUCUCUUAUAGAUUUUUUUUCUCUAUUCAUUCUCUCUCUGUCUUUUAGUGUCUUUUUUUUUCUCUCUUUCCCUUCCCCUCCCCUUUCUCCUCCCCUCUCUUUCUCCUCUAUCUGUUAUAUUCUGACCAGAGCAAAGAUCAAGGUGUGUCUAAAUGGCAAACUAUCAGAAAAGAUUUUAUCUCUAGAUCAAUCUCUCACCCUGCCAGGUGUUGGGCUCCUUCUUAAGCAAAACUGAAAGUGUUCUGCAAAAUUGUCAAAAAUCAAGACAGAAGUGCUUCUUAAGUGUUAACACUGCCCUUGUUCAGUCAGCCCUGACAGCACAGAAGAAGAAGUACUUCUGAGCACCAUCCACCAUCACUAUUGCUGCCAUGCAGGCAGUCAAGAAACCCCCUGUCCUGACAGCAAGGAAAGGCCUAACGGAUUGGUGCUAUUCUACUGGUCUGUUCAGUAUUCAGACUGAGAAAGCUGUUAUGAUUCAGAACAUCUGGUAUGGGAGUGUGAAAUGGGCCAUUUUUGUGAUCAUUAUCAUCUACAUUAGCUUUUGUUUGUGGAGUGAGAAAUUGUAUCAACGCAAGGAACCUCUGAUCAGCUCCGUGCACACCAAAGUUAAAGGAAUAGCAGAGGUGACUGUAGGGAAUAAUACCAGAGUGUUUGACUCAGCAGAUUACACGUUGUCCUUGCAGGGAAAUUCAUUCUUUGUGAUCACCAACUUUCUAACUACAGAAGGCCAGACACAGGGGAUCUGUCCCGAGUUUCCCACCAACAAGACUUGCUGUUCUUCGGAUAAAGAUUGUGAAAAGGGGAGUACUGAUCCACUGAGCAAAGGGAUUCAAACGGGAAAAUGUGUAAAAUAUAAUGUGACCAAGGACCACCCAAAGAUCCAAGACCUCCCAGAUGUUUGUAAGCACCAAAAGACCUGCGAAAUUUCUACCUGGUGUCCUACAGAGACAAGAAAAAAGACUCCUCAGCCGGCACUCCUGGCCAGUGCUGAAAACUUUACUGUCCUCAUAAAGAACAGCAUUCACUUCCCAGGCUUCAACUAUAGCACAAGAAAUAUCUUGCCUGAAACGAACAUUUACUGUACAUUUCACAAGACCCUCAGACCAGACUGUCCAAUUUUCCGGCUGGGAGAUAUUUUACAGGAAACAGGGGCCAAUUUUUCAUCUGUGGCCGUUCAUGGUGGAAUUGUGGGCAUUGAGAUCUCCUGGGACUGUAACUUAGAUGCUUGGUUCCACUCCUGCAGCCCCAAAUAUAGUUUCCGUCGCCUGGAAGACACGAUGAUCUUGAAGUCUUUGGACCCAGAGAAUAGUUGGUUAGCUUCAGUUUUAUCAGGAUCUUUCAGAUAUGCCAAAUAUUAUAUGGAAGACGGUAUAGAAAAACGAACUCUCAUCAAAGCUUUUGGGAUCCGAUUUGACAUUCUAGUUUUCGGCACAGGAGGAAAAUUUGAUAUUAUUCAACUGAUUGUGUACAUUGGGUCCACCCUCUCCUACUUUGGUUUGGCCACAGUGUUGAUUAACUUUCUUAUUCAGAUGUACACAAACAAAUGCUGUCGAUCUUGGCUUUAUCCUACUUGUAAGGUCUGUGAGUCCUGUUCUGUCAAUGAAUACUACUAUGAAAAGAAAUAUGAAACCAUUGGCCAGCCUAUACCGACAUCAAGGUAUGUUUCCUUUGUGGAUGAGCCAUACAUUCGGCUGGUAAAUCAAGAUUCACUAAUGGAAAGUUUGCAAGAUAUGGAGGGUGAAAAAAUUUCAAGACCUCAGAAGGAUUUCAAAGACUUGGAUAAGAUGUCCCCCUCAUCUGACACCAGCCCCAGCUCUGUAGAAAUUCAACUCCUUAAUGAAGAGCCAAGUCCUCCAUCCCAUGGCAGGCCUGAGUGGUGCCGCUGUGGGCACUGCCGCCCGUCCCAACUCCCAGAGAGCAACAAGCGCCUGGAGGAGCUGUGCUGUCGCAGGAAGGAGGGUCCUUGUAUCACCACUUCAGCCCUCUUUGAGGAGCUGGUCCUCUCUAGAGCCACCCUGCGCUUCAUCUUGCUCUACCAAGAGCCCUUCCUGGAGAUGGAUUCAGAUGCCCUAAACAACCGGCUCCGGCACUGUGCCUACGGGCGCUACAUCGACUGGUGCUUUGGGUCCAAGGAUAUGGCUGACCUUGCCAUCCUGCCCAGCUGCUGCCGAUGGAAGAUCCGGGAACGCUUUCCCAAGCAGGAUGGAAAGUACACUGGCUUCAGGAAUCCUAACAGACACAAACAGUCCUGGAGAGGGCUAACUCUUAGAGAUCAUUCUUUUAAGGACUCACCCAUUUAACCGUUUACAUUAACAUGUGCUUUCCUGGCUUGAAGCUCUGAAUGCAUCCGCAUACACAACACCCAACAGGAAAAACAACAGAUUGAGAGUUAGGAGACCUGGGUUCUAGUCUCUGCUCUGAUAAAGUUUGGUAGUGACUUAUUUGGCCCUACUUUUUAGUCUCCAUAAUUCAAUAUCUGUAUUUGCAAAAUAGAAAAAAAAAUAAUAAUACCUGCCUAGUUUAUCAGCCUUGGUAGUAUAAAUUAUCCCCUUGUCUGUCUUUGUAUCUGGCAGUAGCUAGAUGGUGCUGUGAAUUGAGUUCUGCCCCUGAAAUCGGAAAAUCCUAAAUUUAAAUCUGCCUUCAAGGAGCAGCUGGAUGGCACAGUGAAUAGUCUGUAGACUAUUGGAGUCUGGAAGGCCUGAAUUCAAAUGUGUCCUUAGAUACUUAACACUUACUAGCUAUGUGUCAUAUAAUCCCAAGUGCCUCAAAUUUUAUAUAUAUAUAUAUAAUUAAUCUGCUCUCAUAUAUUUUUCUUAGCUGUGUGACCCCUGGACAAGUCACAUAACCUCAGUUGCCUCGCCUCCAAAAACUAAAUAAUAAAUAAAUAUAAUAAAUAAAUAAAUAGAUCUGUCUUUCUAUAUUUUUCUUAGGUAUGUGAACCUAGGCAAGUCACUUAACUGCUGUCAGCCUCAGUUUAUCUAUCUGUAAAAUGAGGAUAAUAAUAACACCCAUCUACCUUCCAGAUGGUUGUGAGGAUAAAAUGAGAUAAUAUUUGUAAAGCUUUUGGCAAACCUUAAUAUGCUAUAUAAAUACUGGCUGCUGUUAUUAUCCAUCUUAUUAAGACAUUUUAAGAUAUGAAGCACUCACUACCAAAAGCAAUGAAUAAAUGUUAGACUUUUUAGUGUAUCUUUUAAAAGUACCAUGCUGGGCAGUUAGUUGGUGCAGUGGAUGGAGCACCAGCCCUGAAGUCAGGAGGACCUGAGUUAAAAUCUGGCCUCAGACACACUUCCUAGCUGGGUGACCCUGGGCAAGUCACUUAAGCCCAAUUGCCUCAGCAACAAAAAAGAAAGAAAAAGUACUGUGUUUAACAGUUUAGAUACUAAUCUGAGAAAGUAAAACAUGCAGGAAUGCAUGAAAAGCAUCUUUUAAUUCUUUUGUUUGCUGUUAUUCGCAAUCCCCAGACUUGAAACCUUAGAGAGAAGUCUCACUGACCCCAAACCAAAACCAUGAGAGUAAGCCUCCACUUGUCUGAGGUAAAUACACUUACAAGGUCAACCAUGAGGCCAGCCAGAGCCCUGCACUCCAUCCUUCCUGUCUUUUCAUCUUCCUUCACUCCCCUCUAUCAGUUAUAAUACUCAGGGAUCUUAGACGUAGAUUCUGGAGCAGUAGCCACAGCUCACACUUCAUGUCUCCACCAAUGAUUUCUUUAGGAUCCCUGGGAACUGAGAAUACCAGUGGCACAUCCCUAAUGCGUGUCAUGGUAAGCCUUGUUCUCCAUCUCAUGCAAAAGCUUAGAAGCUGCUUUUUGCUACUAUAUCCCACAAUGGAUGUGUAGAUCCUGGAGGUUGCACGUCACAGAUGGGGCAUGGAAGACAGCCUGGAAGCCCAAAACAAGGUUCAUUCUUUCUUCCCUGUGCAUCUGAAAGAAAAUUGAAGUGCUAUCUAUCUUUGUUUCCUCAUUGAAGGUCUAGCUUGUUAUAAAACAAUCUUUAAUAAAUCUCUAUAUAACUUUUGUACAUAA